Molecule: messenger RNA, 864 nt
Organism: Zingiber officinale
Lineage: Eukaryota; Viridiplantae; Streptophyta; Magnoliopsida; Zingiberales; Zingiberaceae
Product: myb-related protein Zm38-like
Exons: 3
Coding region: 1-702 (233 amino acids)
Source: RefSeq, a predicted model, not a curated record
AUGAGAAAACCUUUUUUUUCUUUUGUGAUUUUUGCCUUCCUUAAUGAACUUUAUGGGUCAAACUCCUAUAAAUCUCAUCCCUCAUGGCACUUGGGCAGAGCUAGAGACACAGAGCACCAAGAAAGUGGGAGAAGAAGAAAGUUAGUUAGCAUGGUAAGAUCUCCAUGUUGCGAGAAGGCUCACACGAACAAGGGAACUUGGAGUAAAGAAGAAGACCAACGCCUCAUCGCCCACAUCAAGGCCCACGGCGAAGGUUGUUGGCGCUCUCUCCCCGCUGCCGCUGGCCUCCUCCGGUGCGGCAAGAGUUGCCGCCUCCGGUGGAUCAACUACCUCCGGCCUGACCUCAAGCGCGGCAACUUCUCUAAGGACGAGGAGGAUCUCAUCGUCAGCCUCCACGCCGUCCUAGGCAACAAAUGGUCAUUGAUAGCUGCUAGACUUCCGGGGAGGACGGACAACGAGAUAAAGAACUACUGGAACACACACAUCAAGAGGAAGCUACUUAACAAGGGAGUGGACCCGAUCACGCACCGGCCGAUCGACCGGCCAUCCGACGAAGUGACCAAGUGCCCGGACCUCAACUUGGAGCUGUGCAUGAGCCUCCCAAAUUCGCAACAAGAGGCCAAGCGCACCGUGCUAAGCAGCAACAGGAAGGAAGGGACCUUCUUCAGCACUGCAAUGUUGAACUACAAAGCCUUCAGAUGAAGUAAAUCUUUAGAAAAGAAAAUUUGUGGGUUUUAGAAUUCAAACAAAAAAUUGCUCUUAAGUGUUAAGUUGAAGAUAUAUAGUUUGUGAUAAUAGAAGAGUGAGAUAAUAGAAAAUCUCCCCAUUUGUGGGAAGAUAAAGAAUUAGGUGGAUAAGGCAAGA